UCCCUCUGGGUCCCCCUGGUGUCCCUCCGGCUCCCCCGUCCCUGUGGUCCCCGGCCGCCCCCAACCCCCGCCGUCCCGCAGCGCUCGUCGCGGCGCUCGCUGUUCGUGGCGGCGGCGGCGCGGCACCAGCAGUUGUACCGCCUGGCCAUGACGGGCGCCGGCAUCGACCGCCACCUCUUCUGCCUCUACGUGGCGUCGCGGUACCUCGGCGUGCGGUCCGCCUUCCUCGAUCACGUGAGCGGCGGGGGGGGCGGGGGGGCGAUGGGGGGUGAUGGGG
Messenger RNA from Phasianus colchicus (ring-necked pheasant), 277 nucleotides. Lineage: Eukaryota; Metazoa; Chordata; Aves; Galliformes; Phasianidae. The record is from RefSeq and is a predicted model, not a curated record.